AUGUCUGCUCUGACCAGUGUACCUCAGGGAGUGUUAUUGAAUCAAACCUUAGUCACUGAAUUUCUCCUCUUGGGAGUGACAGACAUACAAGAAUUGAACCCUAUUCUCUUUGCCAUAUUCCUUACCAUGUACUUUGUCAAUGUGGCUGGAAAUGGAGCCAUCCUGAUGAUUGUCAUCUUGGAUUCAAGACUCCACUCUCCUAUGUAUUUCUUCCUGGGAAACCUAGCAUGUCUAGAUGUCUGCUACUCUACUGUGACAGUGCCGAAGAUGCUGGAGAACUUCCUCUCCACAAGCAAAGCAAUUUCCUUUCUGGGAUGCAUAACACAGCUUCAUUUAUUCCACUUCCGGGGUAGCACAGAGGCCUUGCUGCUGACAGUAAUGGCAUUUGAUCACUUCAUGGCUAUCUGCAAACCACUCCACUACCCUUUCAUCAUGAAUCGUCAAGUGUGUAUCCAGAUGACUGUCACCAUUUGGGCCAUUCCUUUUCUUCAUGUCCUGCUUCACUCCAUAAUGACAUCUCGUUUGAGCUUUUGUGGUUCCAACCAUAUUCAUCAUUUCUUCUGUGAUGUUAAGCCAUUAUUGAAGUUGGCCUGUGGUAACACUGAACUCAACAGGUGGCUGCUUAAUUCUCUCACAGGUACCAUUGCUAUUGGCCUCUUCUUUUUGACACUUCUCUCCUAUUUCUACAUUAUCACUCAUCUGUUUCUCAAGACUCGUUCUUGCAGCAUGCUCCACAAGGCACUGUCCACUUGUGCCCCUCACUUCAUGGUUGCUAUUAUUUUCUGCCCCGUUCUCUACAUCUAUAUCAGUCCAGCUUCAGGGAGCUCUCUGGAAGAGGACAGGAUCAUUGCUGUCAUGUAUACUGUGGUUACUCCUGCACUCAAUCCACUUAUAUAUACUCUAAGGAACAAGGAAGAGAGAGGUGCUUUUAAUAGAAAAAUCAGAAUACAGCUUUGA
Molecule: messenger RNA, 957 nt
Organism: Peromyscus californicus insignis
Lineage: Eukaryota; Metazoa; Chordata; Mammalia; Rodentia; Cricetidae
Product: olfactory receptor 12D2-like
Biological process (GO): G protein-coupled receptor signaling pathway
Cellular component (GO): membrane
Molecular function (GO): G protein-coupled receptor activity; olfactory receptor activity
Source: RefSeq, a predicted model, not a curated record